AUGGCAACCUCCAUGAUCUAUGAUGUGUUGCGAAACUCCUCCCCUCCAUGCGUGACCAGUGCCGAUACUCUGGUGAAUAUGCGCAAAGUGACCCAUCAGACCAUAAGCGAGGAGCUCUCCAAAACCGUUCUCCUCCCCUGCCUCUUCACCCUCCGCCCCAGCACAUCCCAUGAACCGCCCAGGAUCAAGUGGACCAAGGUCUGGGGCCAAAGGGGCUCUGACGGCCUGCAGAAGGAACAGUCCGUCCUGGUGGCCAAGGACAAUGUGGUCAAGGUGAAGAAGGCCUUCCAAGGUCGUGUAACGUUGCCUGGUUACAACAUCAAUCGCUACAAUGCCAGUCUUGCUCUGACUGGGCUGCGUUCCAGUGACUCUGGGUUGUAUCGCUGUGAGGUCGUGGUGGGCAUCAAUGAUGAGCAGGACACAGUUCCCCUGGAGGUCACAGGUGUGGUGUUUCACUACCGGGCCCCUCACGACCGCUACGCUCUGACCUUCACCGACGCCAAGAGGGUGUGCGUGGAGAACUCGGCGGUCAUCGCAACACCAGGCCAGCUGCAGGCUACCUUCGCGGACGGCUACGACAACUGUGAUGCUGGCUGGCUGUCAGACCAGACUGUCCGGUAUCCCAUCCAGUCGCCUCGGCCAGGCUGCUAUGGCGACCGCGAGGACUCACCUGGAGUCCGUAACUACGGCAAUAGGGCCCCCGAUGAGCUGUUUGAUGUUUACUGCUUUGCUGAGCAGCUUCAAGGCGAGGUCUUCCACUCCACGGUACCUGAGAGGCUGAGCCUGGCCACGGCCUCCACCCACUGCCACUCCCUGGGGGCCCAGCUGGCCACUGUCGGGCAGCUCUACCUCGCCUGGCAGGCUGGUGUGGACCAGUGUGACCCCGGCUGGCUGGCGGACGGCAGUGUCCGCUACCCCAUCAACGUCCCACGGAAGAACUGCGGCGGGGACGAGCCGGGGGUGCGGACCGUCUACAAUAACCCAAACCGCACCGGUUUCCCCGAAACCACAGCGCUGUUCGACGCCUACUGCUACCGAGCACGUCAGCCUGCAGGGAUCCAGACUGCAGAGGUUCAGGCUUUGCACCAGACCGUCAACGAGGCUGCACAGGCCACCUCCUCAGUCAAUGAAGCCCAGCACACUUCCCCUUUCCCCAAGACUUCCACCUGGACCGGCCUGGUCAACCUGGACAAAGCGGGAGUGGGCUCUAUCGCCGGGAUCGACAACUCCUCUGAGAUCUCUGAGGAGCAUGUCGUCAUCCACUUGAGGCCUGAGGUGGAAUGGAAAGACAGACAGGAUGUUACAGGAAGCAGCCAGGAGAAUGAUCCUCAGAUUAGCACAAACACCUUGGGCCUUUCUGACCUUGAGAGCACAGAGAGUCAUGGAGUCUCUGCCCACGAAGAAGAAGACGGCGGCUUUUUGGGAUCUGACAACCCAAGAUUAUCCUCCACAGCCUCUUCAACUCCACAGUCUCAAACCACUAACAGUGUGCUGGCCAAGUUUGUGAACACUCUUAUGAGACCCUUAAGGCACUGGGCUGGACGUGGGGAGGGUGAGAAGAUGGAGAAGGGACUUUCAGUGCCUGAGGAAAACGUAGGAGAGAACCAGACGCAGGGUGAAGCAUCCAGCCGAAACCUCAGUGUGCCCAACGCCGUCAGAAACAAGGGCAAGGUGGACAACGCCAUCACAGAGCAGAGAGGCAGGUUCUUUCCCUUCAGGGCUCCUGUCAGUCGACAGUCGAGUACAGCAGAAGGUCUGUCAGAGCAGGAGAGAGAGGUGAUGCCAUUGUUUCGAUUAGUGCCUGCAGUCAAAAAGGCAGGGCAUACCCAGACCAGCACCCAGGCAGGAGAACGAGCUUCCAGCACGUCUGCAGAUGCCCCCCUGUCCACUGCUCAUGGAUCCACUGCAUCAAGACCCAAUGAGGGAUCACCUCCCAGUGGACAUGUCAACAUAUCCGUCCCUCAGGGACCCCGAGGAGCUCCAGCUUUUGCACCAGACCCCAGCAGGCACUUUCAGUGGGUCAUUGAGUCCAUGCGUGUCUCUAAAGCAGGACCCCGUGGAAAUGUGGCCUACGCGGGUAAACCACUAACCUGGGGGCCCAUGGAAGCCAAAGCAGGGCCCCUUGAGGUUAUGACCCUUCCCACGUCCUUUCGACAAGACAACCAAGAAAAUUAUUCAGGAGAGGGAAGGGAUAAGGACGUAGAGGAAGCCACACCCCCAUCAGCUGGUCAAACAGUGUCAGAGGAGGAGAGGGAGAUGGAGGGGAGCGGAGAAGGAAGCAGGUUUCCUGGUGGGUUUGGAGUGAAAGUCAACAAUAUGAGCAGCGGUGGUGGCAGACCGAGCCUUGAAACAGAGUCCUCGCUCAGCCAGAGUGAGCUUGUGACUGUGUCUGAGCUCACCACCUUGUCCCAGUGGCAGCCAGUGGAUCAGCCCACUACCUCCCCUCAUUCUCAGAAGGCAAACACAGCAGAGGAGGCCAUAGGGGGGGUGUUCUACGUCCGCCGGCCCACUAAAAACCUCUCCUCAGCCUCCUCACACAGAGGGAAAGAUACGUCAAACUCAGGAUUUGCUCCUGUUUUUAGGAUGAAUAGCAAAGACACUAACAGAGAGGAGGAGACUUACACAGCCGAGGCCUUGAUGGAGGUGCUGACGACCUCUGCAGUGACCAUACCGGAGCUUCUGAUGACCAUACGCACUCAAAGGACAGAUGCUACAACAACAGACAAUCCCUCUCACAGCUCCCCAACAGAUGAGCCAUCUAUUUCCAUUUCAUGGGUUCUGGAGGACAAAACAAGUACACCCAACAUUCAGGAUGAUCGAGCCACUCCAGCCCCUAGUAUGGGAUCUCAAACGACUACAGGAGUCCUUCAGUUGGCUACUCUUGCGGCCGACUCCAAAGCUGGCGCCACAGAAAUGGAGUCCAGGUCUGCAGUGUCUGAUUCUUUCAUCGUGGGCAGUCGGUGGACACCUUUCAAAGGAGUGGGCCAAAAAUCCGAGGAACACAAGGCCAAGGAGACGACAGACAAGAAAGACAGAAGCAACCCCUUCGGCAUCCUCAUACCCAACUGGGCCUUUGGUCUCAUCCCUUCAGAGGAGAAUAACCCGUGCCAGACCAACCCCUGUCUCCACGGAGGGAGCUGCCUGCAGGAAGGCGACGGCUAUAGCUGCUACUGCCCUCAGGGCUUCUCUGGGGAGAGCUGCGAGAUCGACAUUGACGACUGCCAGUCUAAUCCAUGCCAGAAUGGAGGAACCUGCAUCGAUGAGAUCAACUCCUUUGUGUGUCUUUGUCUGCCCAGCUACGGAGGAGCUACUUGCGAGAAAGACACAGAGGGCUGCGAGCACACGUGGAGGAAGUUCCACGGCCACUGCUACAGGUACUUCAGCCGCAGACACACCUGGGAGGAUGCCGAGAAGGACUGCAGGGAGCACAGCGGCCACCUGGCCAGCAUCCACAGCCUGGCCGAGCAGAACUUCAUCAGAGGUCUGAGCCACGACAAUACCUGGAUCGGUUUAAAUGAUCGAACAGUGGAGGACGACUUUCAGUGGACCGACAAGAUGGACCUGCAAUAUGAGAACUGGCGUGAAAACCAGCCAGACAACUUCUUCGCUGGAGGAGAGGACUGCGUGGUGAUGAUAUCUCAUGAGAAUGGCAAAUGGAACGACGUGCCCUGCAACUACAACCUGCCCUACGUCUGCAAGAAGGGAACAGUGCUUUGUGGAGCCCCUCCCCCUGUGGAUAACGCCUUCCUGAUUGGUCGGAAGCGUUCCCACUACGACAUCCACUCCGUUGUGCGCUACCAGUGCGCCGACGGCUUCCUGCAGCGCCACGUGCCCACUGCUAAGUGCCGUGCCAAUGGCAAAUGGGACCGACCCAAAAUCAUCUGCAUAAAAUCCCGGCGAGCCCACCGCUACCGGCGCCACCACCACAAGGGCAGGAGGGAGCGCAGGAAGCACAAGAGGCACGGCCACAGAGAGGGGGGCCACCACGGAGGGGAGGCGGGCCAGGGCCACACCCACGUCCACUUCUGA
Limanda limanda (common dab) is the source of this 4029-nucleotide messenger RNA. It is a transcript of the gene ncanb, whose product is annotated as neurocan b. The coding region runs from base 1 to 4029 and encodes 1342 amino acids. Gene Ontology annotation, molecular function: hyaluronic acid binding; calcium ion binding. The record is from RefSeq and is a predicted model, not a curated record. Gene Ontology annotation, biological process: cell adhesion. NCBI's taxonomy places the organism in Eukaryota, Metazoa, Chordata, Actinopteri, Pleuronectiformes, Pleuronectidae. The transcript has 15 exons.